CGCCAGAGCGCUGGUUCCAAAUACCCCGCCAACUUUUCCCUCCCCAGACCCUUAACCCCACCAUCCGUCCCUCCCGCUCCUUGUCACGCUGUUCGCACGAGGGCCCCCCCUCCUUCCACGCACGAAAAGCAGCGAUUGACGGGCGCACCAGUGACGAGAGACAAAAUGGCCGCGCCGCAAGACCUCGCCGACCGCACCAAGGAUGCCUCCGACCUGAAAUGCUACAUUGACCCGACGUCGGGCAAGGACGACGCUUCUGCAGAUGGCUCCGAGGCCAAGCCGUAUCAGUCGCUCUACUAUGCAUUGUUGCAACACCUCGACAAGCCGGCGCCGGUUUAUCUCACCCGGUCGGCCGCGCCCAAAGAGGGGAGUGACGGCGGCGCCGCCGCCGCCCCUGCGUGGGAGGAGCCCGCCAAGAGCGCCAUGAAGAAGGCCCUGGGCCGCGUCGACGCCUACAAGAAGAAGCUGGCCAAGGAGCAGGCCUCGGCCAGGCAGGAGGAGGAGGAGCGCAAGCAGCGGCUCAAGAACCUCGAGGAGGCCAAGAAGAUCGUUCUCAAGGAGGACCCGUCCCUCCCCCCGGCCGUGCGCAUCAAGAUCAACAACAAGUCGGUCGAGCUGGGCGACGGCAAGACCAAGAAGGGCACCCGCGUCAAGGUGUACGGGCGCAUCCACGAGCUGCGGGUGCAGAAGACGACCACCUUCAUCACGCUCAAGGACGGCUACGGCUACCUGUCGUGCAUCCUCCCGGCCGGCGACCUGACCAAGAACUACGACGCCCUCAUGUUCGCGCUCGAGACGGCGCUGGUGGUAUACGGCGAGAUGCGCGCCGUGCCCGAGGGCGUCAAGGCGCCCGACAACCGCGAGCUCCACGUCGACUACUACAAGGUGCUGGGCGCGGCCCCGAGCGACCUGGACGCCAUCACCAACAAGGUGUCCAAGGAGCAGGACCCGUGGGACGCGCAGAUGCUCGACAACCGCCACCUGGUGCUGCGCGGCGAGAACGCGUCGUCGGUGCUCAAGCUGCGCGAGUUCGUCGAGCUCGCCUUCAUCGACACCUACCGCGAGAUGGAGUUCCGCAAGGUGUCCCCCCCGGCCAUGGUGCAGACCCAGGUCGAGGGCGGCGCGACCCUGUUCAAGUACGACUAUUACGGCGAGGAGGCGUACCUGACCCAGUCGAGCCAGCUGUAUCUGGAGACGGUCAUGCAGUCGCUGGGCAAUGUCUACUGCAUCGAGAAGUCCUUCCGUGCCGAGAAGAGUCUGACGAGGCGCCAUCUGUCCGAGUAUACCCACGUGGAAGCCGAGCUCGACUUCAUCGAGUUCAAUGACCUGCUCGACCACCUCGAGGAGAUCAUCUCGCGCGUCGUCGACAAGGUGCUGGCGGAGGAGACGAUGCGCGGGUACAUGAAGUCGCUCAACCCCAACUUCCAGAAGCCGUCGCGGCCCUUCCUGCGCAUGAAGUACGAGGAGGCCAUCGAGUGGCUCAACAAGCAGGACCCGCCCAUCCUCAACGAGGAGGGCAAGCCGCACGUGUUCGGCGACGACAUUGCCGAGGCGGCCGAGCGCCGCAUGACGGACAUCAUCAACCGGCCCAUCCUGCUCACGCACUUCCCCGUCGAGAUCAAGGCGUUCUACAUGAAGAAGGACCCGCAGGACCCGAGGGUGACCGAAUCGGUGGACGUGCUGAUGCCCGGCGUCGGCGAGAUCGUCGGCGGCUCCAUGAGGAUGGACAACUACGACGAGCUGAUCGAGGCGUACAAGAAGAACGGCAUCUCCCACGAACCCUACUACUGGUACACCGACCAGAGGAAGUAUGGCUCGUCGCCACACGGUGGAUAUGGCCUCGGCCUGGAGCGCUUCCUGGCUUGGAUGGCCAACCAGCACACUGUCCGGACAUGCAGCUUGUAUCCGCGCUUCAUGGGGCGGUGCAAGCCUUGAGACGUUGCAGUUGGGGGGUUUAGCGGGCUUUGGUGGAUUGCAGGGGUUCCUCCUGGGUCUGGACCUAGGUAGGGUUCAACUUCGGAAAUUGAUAGAUAGACCGGAACGCAUUCAUCAUACACUACACAUGGACACGAUGGCGUGUGCGAAAUAACUUCACCAUUCGGCUCACCCCCUGGACUGCUUUCGGAUGCUCUGCGUGAAUGCGUGCCUAUCCGCUCGUUUCUGCGGUCUUG
Messenger RNA from Thermothelomyces thermophilus ATCC 42464, 2171 nucleotides. RefSeq lists its product as uncharacterized. Gene Ontology annotation, molecular function: nucleic acid binding; ATP binding; asparagine-tRNA ligase activity. The coding region runs from base 166 to 1935 and encodes 589 amino acids. The record is from RefSeq and is a predicted model, not a curated record. Gene Ontology annotation, cellular component: cytoplasm. Lineage: Eukaryota; Fungi; Ascomycota; Sordariomycetes; Sordariales; Chaetomiaceae. The transcript has 4 exons. Gene Ontology annotation, biological process: asparaginyl-tRNA aminoacylation.